CUGGCCCAUUCAAUCACACACCUUCACAUUACGUCCACCAGAACAUAUAUAACACUGAAGAUACAUCACACUCCUCCAUCCACAUAUCCUGUCCACUCUCCUAGGCAGGCCUCACUCACACUCUUCGUCCGAUACACAAACAUCCCAGUCUCCAGCACUACAGGAAACAACUCAUCCACACAACCAUGCCGAAACAUCCACGCCGCAGCAAAGCUCCCCGGAAGAAAAACAUACGCAAGCGGCACGAUAACGGAAAUCGACACCUUCCUGUCGAAACACAACAUGCUUCAUCUUCCUCAUCAUCAGUUAAUAACCUACCCAAGGGGCUAGAUCCCAGGGGCUUCUUCAGUGAAGACUCGAUACGGCGGCAGUUGAAAUACCUGGUUCCGGGCUCAUUGAAUGAGGAAGAGUCGACAAGCAAUGCGCAUUGCCCUUGCUAUAGGUCGUGUUGCUUUUGUGUUUGCUGCUGCUGCUGCUGCCCCUCUUCCUCUGUUCGUAAUCAGUCAUCCUCGGGUUACUGCAUAGGAGCAGGGGAUUGGUCUUUCGAUGUAUCAGCGUACUUUGCGCCGCCACCGCGAUCCGGCUCGAUUCUCGCGGAUGGUGCUACUUCUGGCGCGGUUCAAGAGGCUGGUUGUUGUGCUGCUGCUGAGAGCAGCAUGCAGUAUACGAAGGUGUUAGAAGCUUUUACGCAGCUUGACCUAGAACCCUCUUCAAGUUCGCGUCAAGAGCAUGGACUCAGCAGAGAUGAGUGGCCGUGCGACUUCUGCGGUUCAGAGUGCUUUUGCUGGACUGUGGGACUGGAUGGCUAGAUGACCACGGCUGAGUAACUUGAUUCGAUUUGACUACGACCCCUUUUUUCAAGCUGUGGGGGUGCAAGUACAUAAUUCAUGGUAAACUUGGGGAAAUAUACUGGUUGCUAGGUUGUAUUUUUCUUUCUAGUAGAGUUCUACAGCAAAGAUAAUUAUAUAGGAAAAAUAAAUAAAUAUUCACGUCGAAAAGUCCAACUGUAUCUUGUUCAUGAUUAAAUAAAGAGAGCAA
Molecule: messenger RNA, 1038 nt
Organism: Cucurbitaria berberidis CBS 394.84
Lineage: Eukaryota; Fungi; Ascomycota; Dothideomycetes; Pleosporales; Cucurbitariaceae
Exons: 1
Coding region: 186-809 (207 amino acids)
Source: RefSeq, a predicted model, not a curated record